AUGUGCGGUCUGGAGACAAUCACGGUGGUAAUUGUGUCCCCCCCGGCCGCGGUCACCUUCUCCGGGCCCAUCAUGAGCAACUCCCCCCAGUACAGUGCCGUUGGCGUUGCAGGAGUCCCUGGGGUCGGGGAUGGCACUUUUGGUGGCCGUGGUGGCUAUGGCGGCCGUGGUGGCUAUGGAGGCUACGGAGGUUAUGGAGGCUAUGGUGGCUCCUGGGGCUACGGAGGCCUUGGUGGCUAUGGAGGUUAUGGAGGCCUUGGUGGCUACUGGGGCUAUGGAGGCCUUGGUGGCUAUGGAGGCUAUGGAGGCUUUGGUGGCUGUGGGGGCUAUGGAGGCUACGGAGGCUUCGGGGGCUACGGCCACGGGGGCUGGCGCCGAGGCCACCGCUACCUGAAUGGCAACUGUGGGCCCUGCUGAGCCCCACGCUGCUGCCAGCCACGGAUGAAGACCUCCAGAGAUGCCCCUGGCACGUCCCAGCUCGACCCCCCAAGGAAGGACCCCCUGCAGCACUGCCCUGCUCCAGGGGUCUGCUGCUCGCCUUGGGCCCAGCUCUGCCCUUCCCAUCUGCAUCUCAGCUUCCCUGCAAGACUUUGCCUCCCGAUGCUGGAGGCCUGUCCUGGUGCCUGCUGCCUUGGCACAGCUCCUGCUUGCUGUCCCUCUGCCUGCUGCCAGGACUUGUGACUUGCCCUUGGUCACAGCCCUGCUCUUCUCCUGCCCCCUGCUCCCCUGGAGCUGCAAUAAAAUCUCUCUUGCAUCUUA
Molecule: messenger RNA, 759 nt
Organism: Pogoniulus pusillus (Red-fronted tinkerbird)
Lineage: Eukaryota; Metazoa; Chordata; Aves; Piciformes; Lybiidae
Product: claw keratin-like
Exons: 2
Coding region: 1-417 (138 amino acids)
Cellular component (GO): intermediate filament
Molecular function (GO): structural constituent of cytoskeleton
Source: RefSeq, a predicted model, not a curated record